Molecule: messenger RNA, 1302 nt
Organism: Chanos chanos (milkfish)
Lineage: Eukaryota; Metazoa; Chordata; Actinopteri; Gonorynchiformes; Chanidae
Gene: gfra4a
Product: GDNF family receptor alpha 4a
Exons: 8
Coding region: 1-1302 (433 amino acids)
Biological process (GO): nervous system development
Cellular component (GO): signaling receptor complex; external side of plasma membrane
Molecular function (GO): signaling receptor activity
Source: RefSeq, a predicted model, not a curated record
AUGGCAGUCAUUUUUAGUCCAGGUGUUCCUCGGCUGGCGUUGGCGGGCCGAUGGGACUGUCUGACAGCGGGGGACUCGUGUUCGAGCGACGAGACGUGUAGCCCGCGGCUGCGGACGCUGAGGCAGUGCGUGGCGGGUGGAGGCAGCGUGAAGCUGGGGCCGGGCGCUCGGAACCAGUGCGAGAACGCGGUGACCGCUCUGCUCGCCAGUCCGCUGCAUCUCUGCCAGUGCAAACGGGGAAUGAAGAAAGAGAAGAACUGCUUGAGCAUCUACUGGAGUUUAAAGCAAUCUGUGUUGCAUGGACUGAGCCUUGUGGAGAGCUACCCAUACGAACCUGUAGAACGGGGCAACGAUUAUGUCCGGCUGGCAUCCAUUGCUGCAGAGUCCGAAGCCGGCAUGACGACGGUGAACCGUUGCCUGGAUGCAGCGAAGGCGUGUAACGUGGACGAGACGUGCCAGAAGCUGCGAACGGAGUACGUGUCAGCGUGCAUCGCCCCGUCGGCGAGAGCGGGGCCCUGCAAUCGACUGCGCUGCAGCAAGGCCUUGAGGAAGUUCUUUGAUCGCGUUCCACCUGACUACACGCACGAACUCCUCUUCUGUCCCUGCUCAGACACAGCGUGCGCCGAACGCCGACGGCAGACCAUCGUUCCCACCUGCUCCUACGAGGAGAGGGAAAAACCCAAUUGCCUGGCCCAGCUCCGCAUCUGUCAGGCCGACUACAUUUGCAAGUCUCGCUGGGCUCAGUUCCAGCACGACUGCCAGCCCUCCGAGCUCACUGCCAGCGGCUGCCAGCAAGACAACUACGGAGCCUGCCUCAUCGCAUACACGGGCCUUAUAGGCAGCACCAUCACUCCUAACUAUCUGGAUAACUCCACAUCUAACGUGGGGCCAUGGUGUUCCUGUGUGGCCAGUGGGAACCACAGGGAACAGUGCGCUGACUUCCUCAGCCAUUUCCAUGACAACAGAUGCCUGAAGAAUGCCAUCCUGGCCUUCGGAAAUGGCACCGAUCUGAAAUCUGCAGCCAACCAGCCCAGAGUGCCCAGCCUGGCAACCGUCCAUCACAACCAGCGCCUAGCAACCAGCACCAUCAGCACCACGACCACCGCCACCCAGGGAGCUGCCAUGGAAACAGAGCAGAGCAUCCUCAAUGCCCAGAUACCGACACAGGUGAAUGAGCAAGACAGACUGUGGGAUGACUCCACAAUCCCCUCCCCUGGCCUCUAUGACAACAGCGCUGAUCUUCUUCACCUGUCAAUCUUAGCCUGGCUCCUCCCCUUUUUGCUACUCAUGCACCAUCUUUAG